This is a messenger RNA of Camarhynchus parvulus, 7772 nucleotides long. It is a transcript of the gene CHIC2, whose product is annotated as cysteine rich hydrophobic domain 2. The record is from RefSeq and is a predicted model, not a curated record. The coding region runs from base 149 to 646 and encodes 165 amino acids. The transcript is spliced from 6 exons. NCBI's taxonomy places the organism in Eukaryota, Metazoa, Chordata, Aves, Passeriformes, Thraupidae.
UGCCGCGGCCCCGCUGCCGCCCGGCCCGGCCCGGCCCGGCCUGGCCUGGCCCCGGGGCGCCCUCGCCGGACCCUCCUGUGUGUCUCCCUGGCCGGCUCCCGUCGCGUCGCCCCGGCUCCUCUGGCUCAUCGGACGCCCCGGCCCGGCCAUGGCGGACUUCGAUGAGAUCUACGAAGAGGAGGAGGACGAGGAACGGGCGCUGGAGGAGCAGCUCCUGAAGUACUCCCCCGACCCCGUGGUGGUGCGCGGCUCUGGCCAUGUCACCGUGUUUGGACUAAGUAACAAAUUUGAAGCAGAAUUUCCUUCAUCUUUAACUGGAAAGGUUGCACCUGAAGAAUUCAAAGCCAGCAUCAGUAGAGUUAACAGUUGUCUUAAGAAGAAUCUUCCAGUUAAUGUGCGAUGGCUACUAUGUGGAUGCCUUUGCUGCUGCUGCACUUUAGGUUGUAGUAUGUGGCCAGUUAUCUGCCUCAGUAAAAGAACACGAAGAUCGAUUGAGAAGUUAUUAGAAUGGGAAAACAAUAGGUUAUACCACAAGCUGUGCUUGCAUUGGAGACUAAGCAAAAGGAAAUGUGAAACGAAUAACAUGAUGGAAUAUGUCAUCCUUAUAGAAUUUUUACCAAAGACACCGAUUUUUCGACCGGAUUAGCAUUCAAUUUAUUUAUAGAGACUUAUUCAAGUAUGUUGUCUUUCCAAUGGUGCCUUGCUUGGUGCUCUCCUGGUAGUGACAUAACUUUGGUUCUACAGAAUCUUGUGGUGGUUUCAUUUGGUUUUUGUUUGUUUGUUUUGGGUUUUCAUGUUUGUUUGUUUUGGUUUAUUUUUUUGUUGGUUAGUUGUUUUUUGUGGUUUUUUUUUUUUAAUAAGAGUAUGUUCUAAGUGUAUUUGGUCAAACUCUGCAAAGUAAUUUCAUACAAAUGUUAAUUACUACUUAAGUUAUUUUUACUUUUGCUACUUCUGUUUAUUAAUGUAUCUUGAUUUUCAAAGGAUCUUUUAUAUGUGUGCGCGCGCGUGUGUACAUAUAUAUUAUAUAAAUACACAACUGAAAAUAAUAUACAAGUGAACAGGUAUUUUUUUAUCCCUAUAUGAUACAACUGGUUGACUGUACCUUGUGUAAAUUCCUUUAGUAAUUCUGAAGUUGCUGAAGUUCCUUCUAAGAUACUUGGAAGCUUCUGUCAGUGACUAGUCAAUUGUAAAUACUUUUAUUUCUUUUAGGGAUAUUGAUUAGUCUCUUCCAGCAAAAGAAGGAGACAAAGUUAUUUUUGAAACUGUGAUUUUUGGAAUCCAGAUAUUGUCAGUAGAAAUCUCUAUGCUUUUCAUGAAGAAGUCCUGUCAACUGGUUCUGAAAAAGUUUGGCUUUAAAAAAUUUAAAAAAAUAAGGCAGCCAAGUGGAAUUAUUUUACUCAGACUAGAAGAAUCACUGAGAGCAUUGCAUGCAUCUGGUUAGUAGAAUUCAAGAUCACAAAAGUAUAUUAUUAUUGCAUUUUAUAAUGUAGCUGUUUUAAUUCAGUCAAUUGCCAUGUACCAGCUUUAUUCAUACUGUUUACCAGAUCUUGUACACAGAGGUGCAGAAGGACUUGUUUUAGUAGAACUUAAUUGCCCAAGAAAACCUUUCAUGGUUGUUUUUGUUUAUUUUAAAGCCACAUACGCAGGAAAAAAGUUAUUGAAUUCUUGAACAGUGCAGUUCCAGAUGCAAAUGCCAUGUAUUAAAGUAAUCAAAGCAGGGUGCACUGGGCAAUGGUGUAUGUUUAAAUGUGUUAGGCAGUUAUUUAUUGCACCCUUUCUUUUGCUCAUUUUGGUUUACAAAGUUUAUUUUCUGCACAAGUGUAAGACUUUUAAACUGGAUACAUGAUGUAUGCUUGGGUCAGGCCAGUUGUAUUUCAUUUCUUCUGAUUAUACUUUAGUUUUACAUAUCUUCACACAUAGCUUUUGGGGUUUUUUACUUGCAACUCUCAUAACUGUAAAAUUUACUUAGGUGUCUGAAAUUACUGUACACAAAAUUGAUGUAAGUUAAGAACAUGUUCCUUGUACAGUUGUGUUAGCAAGCAAUAAUGUGAAUAUAUUAAAAAACCAGAUAUACUCUGCUUAAUAUUUGUAUGAAUGAAAAGUUGAUACCACUACAAGAAUAGUCUUCUCUUUUUAAUCUUUUAAAUACAAGUUUUAUUUCAAGGUCAUGUAUUACAGGUACCUUGAUGCUGUGAACUAUUUUUCUAUGUCUUCAAAAUAUUUAUUCUCUGUAAAAUAUUCCCUAGUGAGUAUUAUAUUCCUAAAUUGUUCAUAGUGGGAGUGGUCUAGAAAGUUUUAAGUUUUCUUAAAUCUAAGCCUUCUUUAUCUGUUACCAAAAUUCAUUUUUUGCACAGCUUUCAUCUGCACAGUGGAUUCCUACUGUUCACUUUGAAAAUAGCUCAGCUAUACUUUUCAUACGAGCCUACAAGGGUGUUUCUUUGACUUGACAGAAUAUGAUUUUUCAUUAACAAAUCCCAGUUUUGUGCUGGCCUCAGUCUUCUGAGUACCACCCAUGCUUUCUCUACGAAGUAACUGCUUAUAAUUUUCUAAAAAUCAAUUUCAACCUCUUCUUCAGUACAAAUCUGGGUCUGCUGCACUACUCUCACCCAGAAGUAUUAAUUAUAACCUUGGACCAGUUUCAGCCUGUGGGAGGACAGAAACCUAACAUUGAUGGCAGCAGAGACGGGGGAGAUUGGAGGUGCAGAGGAGAGGCUGGAAUUGAACAGAAGUGAUAACUGGCGAUAAAUACAUAUGACCAGAAAUAUAAUUGAUUUCUUUUGUGUCAGUUUUCAAUAAAAUGAAUAUUGAAUCAUAUGAGGCCUAAAUUUUAUAAAAAAAUUCAUUUGACUAUAGAGAUAAUUUGUGUCAUGGAUGCAGUUUUCCACUGAUGUGGAAACCUAUCCCUUCACUCUGCUGGAGGAUGUGGCUUCUGAUAUGUCCAUAGCAGCUAUUUGCCUUAGUUUACUUCUCAAACUUCCCAUAGUAUGUUCUGUCCACAUCCACAGCUACCUUGGCAGCAGCACCCAAACCCAGGGACAGUAAAGCUGCUUUGGAUGUGAUGUGUGCUGAGACCAGAGCAGUGAACAGAGUGUAGCUUACAGGUUUACAGAGUAUCCCGUUAGUAAAGCUUCCACAUGAACAGUAGUGAUGUUUAAGAUCUUGUCUUCUUCUAGGUGCAUCAGCAGUCAUAGGCUUGGUUAGCAGGCAAUUCUAUAUUAUACCUGUGACUUUCUCUUUAAGAAAUAAAAUAGAGAUCCAAAGCAGAGCUCCGAGCAACUAAAAAGUUAAAUCUCUUUGUAAGGAGGCCAGACUUACUCCCUCAAAAAGUAUUUUGGAUAUUUUAUUAAUACAAUGUCUCUGACUUAAAAUAUAAUCAGGAAAUUUGAGAAAAUGCCUAUAUUGAGAGAUGAAUUUUAUCUCAGAAGUGGUACUCUCCUGAAGAAGUAGUACACUCACCUAGUAAGAAUGUUACAAAACAUUUUCAUGCAAUUCCUUUCAAUUCAUUAAUUACAGUGAUGGAAAUUGAAGAUGGCAGGAGCUUUAAUCAACUGUUUAAUGCCUGCGGCAGUUGUCAGGAUUUUCUUUUGAUGCUGCUUCUGAAAUACUAAAUCUAUUUAUUUUGAUUGCUAUUGAGAAGACAUAUAUUACCUUUUUUUUCACUUGGCAAAGACCAAAAUUGCACAGUUUGAGCAGACCAGAAGCUAUAGUAGGACUUCCAGGACACAGCCUACUCUUUGCUAAAAUAACUAUUACAUUAUACUAACUUGUUUAGCUUCUUGCAACUCAGCAGUUCCUAUAAAUAAUCUUACCUAUUUCAAAUUUCCUUGAACAGUUAAGUUAGGUAUCAAGUUGAUCAUAAUAAUUUAGCAAAUUAUGCCUGUUUUGUCUUUACCCUGCUGAACUAAUGGUGAAAGCAUCAAUGAAUCCCUGUGAGAGCUAAUUAUUAGUUUUAGAUAUAGUUGCCUUUUACUGGUGAAUAAAGAUUUCCUACUUACUGUAAUAUAAUAGAAACAAAUUCUUUUAAAUUUUUUAGUCAUAGGUGGAAAUAAAUUCUGAGGGAGAAGGACUUUCUCUCUGACCCUACACAAAGAAUUCUGAAGAGCUCAUCUGCUGUUAAAUAGUUGUGACUCAAAGUUUGUAUUGGGAUUGACAAACUUCACCAGAAAUGAAAAUGUUUAUGGAGAUACAGGAAGUCAGUACAUUUUUUGUAAUAGGUCAGUAAGAGUAAUUUUAAUAAACUAUUUAUGCAAAUCCAGAAUUUCCCAUGAUACUUAAACCCAAGAAAAAUAGUUUGUAAAAACUUUUUACAGUACUUAGAUGUAAAUUUUAAUCUCUGAAUCAAUUUGUUAAAUGAUAUGUUUUUGUAAUUCUCAAGACCAUGAUGUUUAAAUGUAAUACACUGUCUCUCAGACACAGGCUUACUUAAAAGUCAGUUUUAAUUUUUUUUUUUUUCUGAAAGUCAUUAUUUAGCCCCAGAGAUUGUGGGAAGAGCUUUAAAAUGCAAUCUGUACCUGCUUAGAAGUCAGGAGCCAAGGAAAAAGAACUUGUCUUUUUUCCCUUCCCUCCACCCCCCACCCUAAAGUCUUAAUUUUAAAUUGGUCCCCUUGUUUUGUAGCCCUAGUUUAUGGGUUUUGAGCAGCUGGCAAUAAUGCAAAUUGUCCACCAAAACCCCCAUUUGAAUUCUGAACAGUUUAAAGAGAUCACUUUAAUUGAAGAGGUGAAAGACUUGUUAAGCAAAGAAAAUCCGUGGUUCUUUUAAGUUCUCACAGCACUGCUGUUGAGUAAUUAAAAUAAGGAUCAUGAUGACCCUACAUUAGGUCAAAAUCCAGAUGAUUUUGUGUAAAGGAAACACUCAAUUAGAGAGGUCUCAGAGCUUCAAAUGUCUUGGAUUCAUAGUAGUGACUUAUUAAGGAUAAGUGGCACUGGCUACUUUUGUACCUGUGACUAAAAUCAUUUAUGUUGCUCUUCAGCAACCUUGCUUAUGAAAAGAAAGCAUUUCAGAAAUCUGUAUUCAUCACUGCUAAUUUGCUGUAAUUUCAGUGCUUCUCCCUAUAGCCAUGUUGCAUUUCCAUGACAAACAGCUAAGUGUAUGAUCAUUAUAAUGCCUUUAAUAGCCAUAUUGUAGGUAGAAAUAUUAACUUCUCAGGGACUAAUAGGAAAUACGAACUUGGAAUUAAUGAGCUGAAUGCCUAUCUGCAUGAAGGCUUACUUUGCAAAUGUCACCCUAGAAACUUGAUUGUAAUAUGCAUGACCAUUAUGAAUGUUCCCAAUAUAAAGUUAUGAGAGCUUCUUUUACCCUGUAUUACUAGGCUGCUAAAUGUCAAAGUAUGUUGGAUAAGGAUAAAUGAAGGGGGUUUUUUCUGAUUUGGAUGGAGUGAUUAUUUCUAAUGGUGCUACCUUCUUAACUCCUGUGUUUAUUCUUUGUAAAGUUUUCUCUGUAGGCUGGAUGAAUCAAGGGAUACUGGUGUACUAAGAAACCAGUAUCAUUCUUCUUAAGAAAGCAGAAUAAUUUCAAGGGGCAAAGUACUCUAGAAGUGAAAAAAAGUCACUGCUAAAACCAUGCAUUUCUUCUUCAUUAGAUAUCCAUUUGGACUGUUUUGUUGGUAACAGUACUUUGCAGUUCAUUACUUUUUGAACUUUCAUCUUUCUGAUAUGUCAGUCAAUGUAGGCUGAGUUAGAAACCAUGUUUGAAAAAUUAUAACGCCCAAUUCCUUGCAUGAAAGGUCAUAUGUUGACACUUGUGCUGAUGUAUGUAUGUAUCCCUACCACAUAACACAUGGGUAAUACACAUUUUUAUGAAACUACAUUUUACUGGUUUCAUGGAAGUUGUCCUUCAAAAAAGGUCUUCUGGUUUGUUUAGCUCAUUAAUAUUUCAUUAAGAUUUAUUUUGUUGAAAAGGGUUCAUAAAUGCUUGGCUCUUCAAAAUACAACAGACCAGUAGGAACAACUUAGUGAGGCAAAAGGUGAAACAUAGGAAUUAGGAGAAGCAGCACUGAAAAGAUUGGAUUUGAAGAUUAGGUUUAGAGUUCUGUGAGUAUGGCAGAAAAUAAUUUUGAACUGAAUGAAAUGGUAUUGAAUGGUGUGAGUUAAGCAAAAGCCAGCAGUCCAUUGCAGUAGCUAUGUAGACUGUGCGUUAACUUCUGUUCUCUUUUUUAUUUUGGCGUGUGAUUGAUUUAUUUUGGUUAUGCUCUAGUUGAUAGACAAUUCUGCUAUCAUGCAGAAUAAUAAUGCGGAAGGUAAGCUUCCUUCUAAACUCAGCAUCUCUUCAUUUAAAAUAGCCUGACCAAAAUGGAAUUGCUGAUGAGAGCUGCGCUGAGUGCAGAACAGUCUUUUCCUAAGCUGUAGCCUGUAAUGCAUGACUAAUUGUUUCCAAAGAAAAUUCUUGACCUGUCCAGACAGCUCCUGUCAUGUGACGGUAUAUCUAAGGCCCACAAGUAGGAUCCAGUUAGUACAAUUUGUAUUCAGGUAAGUAAGACUUUUGUAGUUAAUUGUAGUUUUUACGGAGAAGGGAACCAUUGACAAAUGCUCACUUUGAGAGAACAAAUAGAUUUUUAUGAUGUUUAUUGAAACAUGCUUUUUUCUUCUUGUUUCCUCCUCAUUUAUAGCUUAAUAAAUGAAAGUUACUUUGCUUCAUGUUGAAAACUAGACUUAGUAGUCAGCUGAAGACUUUUUUUGUUACAGUAUUUUAGGUUUAUGAAUACAUUUUUAAAGUCAUGUUUAGAAAUGUUUCAAAAAGUCAUAUUCUGAUACAAUGUAACUGAUAUUUUUAGUGGCUGUAUGUUUAAACUGGUUUCAUUGUACUGAUAUAAAUAUCUAACUCAUCCACUCCAAGUGUGUAUCUCUCAUCCUUUUAUGCUAGCAAUAGGCUUUCUAACUGGUUAGGAUAUGCAGUUUACCUACUGGUUAGUAUUGUCAAUUAACAGUUUGGUUCAGUGAGAUAACAGGGAAUGUGAAAACAGUUCCUGAUUUGAAAGGUCUAACCCAGACUCUUGUUUUCGUAAAGGAUGGAGUCUGGCAAUCAGAAUAUGAACUCAUUCCAAACAUAAAUUUGAAAGAGAAUAGUAAACUACAAAACAGUGCCUAAAUGUUGUGUGCUAAAUUAGACCAUGUGUAACUCAUGUUGCAUUAAAAGAAUUUGCAGAGACUUGCAUUGGACUGCAUGUGCUUAGGAAAGACCUGUUAAAUGUAUGAAGCAGUAAUGGUCAAUAAGUCACUGAAAAGAUGUUGCCAUCAAGAGGGAAAGCUUAAAACCCAAUAUUUUGGAGUGUGUUAAAAAUCCAUUUCAAGCAGAAAAUGUGUAAGCAAUAAUUGAACCUAAAACUGGAAAUUAAAGAAGCUGCUACUUAUAGAGAGACUUGAUGUUAAUUUUGCCUGUUGGGCAUCUCUCCUCUCACAAAGAGUUUAGAAAGAUAGGUUUGCUGUUAUUUCCACUAUUGUAACAUUCCUCUUCAAGUAUCCUAAGUCCAGAUGAGAGGCUCAAAGCUUAGAAGCCAGCACUGUGUUUACAGGGUACACAGCUUUGGGAGGAGAAGAUAGGAAUUAAAGGACUUUUUUAAGGCUGCACAAUUGUAUAUAUGCAUAUUUAAGAAUAUUUAACCAUGUCUGAUAAAUUACUGAGGUUAAUCUAUUGUUGAAUUAUAGAAUAAUAUUUAAUACAUCGACAUUGGUUUUUCCUGACCUGACCCAGAAUUGGAAAGGACUCCAAUAUAACUUUUUUAAAGCAUUUCUUAAGUUGUAUGUAUUAUAUACUAAUAAAAUACUUGUUUAACCUA